UGAGGAAGCAUGCGUUUGCAAUACGGGAAUAUAUAGCUGUAGGACAGAUUCCUUUGACAUUGCGCUGGUAGAGGAGGGACAAUUUCAAAGUGUUACAAAACAGGAAAAAUAAUUGAGAAACUAAAUUGUUCCCCGCGUCUUGGCUGCAAUAAUAUCUUAUUGUAGCUUACGUUAGGGGAAUCAUGUAUCGGCGAGUUUUUCAGUCCGGCGUUAGACGUAUUAUAAACGUCUCAGCAUCCAAAGCCACAUUUGGAAAGGCAGUGGAACAAGAAGCAUGUUUAUCACGAGCUUUAGCGAUUUACCCCUCUACCCCGCCUCAGACACAGUGCCGGACACUACACAGCACCAGAAAGCUCUGCUCAGUUAAAGAAACCCCACAGGCCACAGAGGAGGAGGUGGGGGCCUUCACCAAGCUCAUAGAGGCCAUGGGCUUCACCGGACCCCUCAAAUACAACAAAUGGAAAAUUAAGAUUGCUGCCUUGCGUAUGUACACAUGCUGCGUCGAGAGAAUCAAUUACGAUGACUUCUUUGAAAAAUGCUCCCUCCCAGACACGCUGAACUCCUGGUUCCUGGUGGCCCAGCUCCAUGUGUGGAUGUGUCUGGUGAGGAUGAGGCAGGAGGGACGGGAGGGGAAGUAUAUGUGCCGCUACAUCGUCCACUCCAUGUGGGAAGAUGUGGAACAGAGGAGCAAAAUCAUGGGGAUCGAUGCCGUCCAGCGCAAGGAGAGCAUGAGGUCCAUGACGGAGACUUUCUACGCUGCUAUUUUUGGAUACGAUGAGGGAAUCCUGUCUGAUGAUUGCGUGUUGUCGGCGGCGCUGUGGAGGAACCUGUUUAACCGGCAGUGUGAGGACCCCAGACAGGUGGAGCUGAUGGUGGAGUACGUCCGAAAACAGAUGCAGUUCAUCGAUGCCCUGGACGGGGAGGACCUGCUGCUCACCGGGGAGGUCAAGUGGCGCCCCCUGGUGGAGGAGAACGCCCAGAGCAUCCUGAAGGUCCCCUCCCCCACUUAUAAUGACACGGGGCUCUGAGCCGCCCCCACCCCCUCCCCCCUCCCCCGCUGCCAUUUUGGACACUGCGGACAGGGCAGUCAUAAGAGCCUGUCCCCACCUGACCUUCCCCCCCCACCCUGCCCUCUUCCCAUCACAAACCUGACUGGCAGGGAAUACUGUUGGCAUCAUUUCCUGUAUCUCUCGAGAGUAAGAAGAUAACAUUUUGGAAUUUUGCACUUUUCCUUUCUAAGCACUCAAAGUAUUUUUGGUAUUUAUGUUUUUUUCUGCUUUACAGAUUCCACGAUAUUUAUGAAAGUGCACACAGCCUGUUUUGUACACGCCCUGUGUCUUCUUUGUUCGGUGCAAAGGUUCCACGUUUUUUGUGCUCUCAGAAAAUUAUGGGAAAUGUUUUGCCUUGAGGACCAUCGUUCUGUAUUGAAUGGGGCUUUCCUUUUAAAAUGAAAUAAAAUGUUUUCUGGGUGUAAACCAGUCAUGUUUCCAAAA
This is a messenger RNA of Anguilla rostrata (American eel), 1493 nucleotides long. It is a transcript of the gene uqcc1, whose product is annotated as ubiquinol-cytochrome-c reductase complex assembly factor 1. The record is from RefSeq and is a predicted model, not a curated record. Gene Ontology annotation, biological process: mitochondrial respiratory chain complex III assembly. Lineage: Eukaryota; Metazoa; Chordata; Actinopteri; Anguilliformes; Anguillidae. The transcript has 9 exons. The coding region runs from base 183 to 1028 and encodes 281 amino acids. Gene Ontology annotation, cellular component: mitochondrion.